Molecule: messenger RNA, 1347 nt
Organism: Penicillium paradoxum
Lineage: Eukaryota; Fungi; Ascomycota; Eurotiomycetes; Eurotiales; Aspergillaceae
Product: TFIIH/NER complex subunit SSL1
Exons: 3
Coding region: 1-1347 (448 amino acids)
Biological process (GO): nucleotide-excision repair; DNA-templated transcription; regulation of transcription by RNA polymerase II
Cellular component (GO): transcription factor TFIIH core complex; transcription factor TFIIH holo complex
Molecular function (GO): zinc ion binding
Source: RefSeq, a predicted model, not a curated record
AUGGCUGACUCUGACGAAGAAUAUGUGGGAGAGGUGACGGAAGAUGAAGAUGAUUUACAGGUAAAUCGAGGCGAUAGUACGCGAGCCAAAAAGAGAAAACAGCGUGGAGGCGCAGAGUGGGAGCUAUCCAGAACCUGGGAGACACUCGUGGAAGGUGCAGAUGGUACCAUCAACUCGACUGUCGAGGGGCUACUAGAGGCCGGGAAACGAAAAAGGCUCUUGAAAGACACGACACCUCUACAGCGCGGAAUCAUUCGACACCUCAUCCUAAUCCUGGAUCUUUCGCAAUCUAUGUCUGAGAAGGACCUCCGGCCAACAAGAUAUUUGUUGACUCUCCGAUAUGCUCAAGAAUUUGUCAGAGAAUUCUUUGAACAAAACCCAAUCUCCCAGCUCGGUGUCCUCGGCCUGAGAGAUGGUCUCGCGCUCCGAGUCAGUGAUCUAAGUGGCAAUCCCACAGAACAUCUCACAGCCAUCCAAGCCCUCAAAACACAAGAUCCAAAAGGUCUACCUAGUCUUCAGAAUGGAUUGGAAAUGGCACAGGCUGCUCUUUUCCAUACGCCUAGCCAUGGCACCCGAGAAGUAUUAAUUAUAUAUGGCUCCCUCCUUUCCUCCGACCCCGGAGAUAUCCAUCAAACCAUAGGUACCCUCAUAAGCGACAAAAUUCGGAUUGGGAUCGUGGGCCUCGCAGCCCAGGUGGCCAUUUGCCGAGAACUUUGUGCGAAAACCAACGGUGGCGAUGAAACAACAUAUGGAGUAGCACUGAAUGAGCAACAUUUUCGGGAGCUGAUGAUGGAUGUGACUACGCCACCAGCUACCUAUUCACAGAAAGAAUCUGCAAGCUCACUGCUGAUGAUGGGGUUUCCCUCUCGUACAGUGGAAUCCAGCCCUUCUCUCUGCGCGUGUCAUUCAAAGCCCUCACGAGGAGGCUAUCUUUGCUCACGAUGCAACAGCAAAGUGUGUAGUCUUCCUGCUGAAUGCCCAUCCUGCGGGCUUACACUGAUUCUUUCAACUCAUCUGGCACGGUCUUAUCACCAUCUGUUUCCCUUAAUCAAUUGGGUCGAGGUGCCAUGGCGUCGGGCCUCACGAAGUUCGGCUUGCUUUGCCUGCGGUCUAACUUUUCCAUCCGUGCCCUCGCAAGAUCAAUGGCCAAUGACAGAGAGCCAAACUAAGGGGAUGAGCGUGAGCAGUCGGUACGAAUGUACCGCUUGUCAUAACCACUUCUGUAUCGACUGUGAUCUCUUUGCCCAUGAGGUCGUGCACAACUGUCCCGGUUGUCAAAGUAAAACAGCGCUUUUGCAUUCUGACCUAGCCAGGCAAACGGCAGAGGGAAUGGAUACUGCAGGUUAG